Messenger RNA from Anopheles funestus (African malaria mosquito), 2031 nucleotides. RefSeq names its product zinc transporter ZIP11 (gene Zip48C). The record is from RefSeq and is a predicted model, not a curated record. The coding region runs from base 678 to 1748 and encodes 356 amino acids. Gene Ontology annotation, biological process: zinc ion transmembrane transport. The transcript is spliced from 5 exons. NCBI's taxonomy places the organism in Eukaryota, Metazoa, Arthropoda, Insecta, Diptera, Culicidae. Gene Ontology annotation, cellular component: membrane. Gene Ontology annotation, molecular function: zinc ion transmembrane transporter activity.
AAGUACAUCUUGCCUCAAACAACCAGUGUACCCUUGCAGCUAACGGGAAAAUGCGUCUUCUGUACGGUAUUUACAUUGAUACAACUUGUGAUGCAAAUAACAGUAUCAUUUAUACUGAUUGCCUAGGUUUUAUUCGGGUUCUCAUUUGGGGAGGGUCUUCAUUCUGCGGGAAGAUGAUAUAGGCGAAGAGCAUUAACGUUUGUUGUGUUGGCAUUUCGCGGGGUAAUCAUUUUAUAGUUUUAUUGCUUGAUCGCUGAUACGUGCAGGAUGUCGGGCAUCAAACAGUAGGAAACAAUCUUUAUCAGCGAACGAGAGCAACGUGUCACUCAUUAUCGGACACAGCGUACGGGAUGGUAUACUGUGUACCUUUGUACGUAGUGAUGGGUUCUGUUGGAAUAACACACACCUUCGAGCAUACAACAUAUCUAAGGAGGCUGGUUAGCAUGUUGCCUCCCCUCCUUCGCUGUAACCUUCCUUGUGUAUAUAAGACUGGGGCAUCUGUACGAGAAUUCUCACCGGAUUUUUCUGUUGGCUUGUGAGCUUUGUGGUGAUCAGCAGCUGUUCGAACAUUGCUGCACGAACAAUUGGUGAUCCAUCAAGCCGGCGCUCGUUUGUUUAUCGGCGGCAUUUCCUUCGAAUAUCCAUUAAGUGUAGCUAAGCCGGGUUAUUUUUCCACGAUGAUCCAGGGGUACGGAUCGGUCACACAAGCCCUACUGGGCACGCUGCUAACAUGGGGCCUAACAGCCCUUGGAUCGGGAUUGGUGGUGCUGCUCCGGGGCAAUCAACGGAAAUCAUUGGACAUUUCGCUUGGUUUCGCGGCCGGAGUCAUGAUCGCGGCAUCUUUCUGGUCAUUACUGGCUCCGGCAAUAGAGCUAGCGGAAAGCUCACAUAUGUAUGGAAGCAAAGGAGAGUUUGCCUUUAUCCCCGUGGCUGUGGGAUUUUUGUUGGGCGCUAUUUUUGUGUAUGGCACCGAUAAAAUCAUCUCGUACUUGGGAAUCAACAGUCCGACAAUGAUGAUUGCAUUGACUCACGCAAACAAAGACAAGGCCGACAUUGCUAUGGACGAUCAAGUCUCUGCUGAACAUGGCAGAAGUUCGUACGCUGGAGUGGCCCCAAAUUCGACAGAUCAUGCGUUGGCCAUUGGGAUGGACAGUUUUGCGGAUUGUCUAAACGCACAGCAUGGCAGCGUCUCUCGCAAGCGCAGGAAAGGAAGUUCUACGGUAUCGGUCAAGGAACAGUCAGUGUAUACAAACAAUAGCCAAAGUCAGCUGGACGCACAAUUAUCCCAGUGGAAGCGAAUCAUGCUGCUUGUGGUGGCCAUUACCGUGCACAACAUACCGGAAGGUUUGGCCGUGGGCGUCAGUUUCGGAGCAAUUGGUACGACAGAAUCAGCCACAUUCGAGGCAGCACGGAACCUUGCCAUCGGCAUAGGUAUACAGAAUUUUCCCGAAGGCUUGGCGGUGAGUCUACCUUUACACGCCGCUGGAUUUAGUUUGGGGAAAAGCUUUUGGUAUGGGCAGUUGUCCGGUAUGGUGGAACCUAUAUUUGGAGUGCUUGGUGCAGUAGCCGUUAGUCUUGCGACUAUCAUACUUCCAUAUGCGCUAUCUUUUGCUGCCGGUGCCAUGAUCUACAUUGUAGCGGAUGAUAUUUUGCCAGAAGCACAUGCAAGCGAUAAUGGACUUAUAGCUACUUGGGGCACGAUUGCCGGCUUUGUAGUGAUGAUGUGUUUAGAUGUAGGACUCGGAUAGAAUGGACAUUCGGAUUAUGAAUCUGGAACCAUCUGGAUGGUUCCUUGCGAAUGAUCGUAGCGCCACGAUUGAUCGAGCCAGUGUCUAUUAGAUGAUACUUGAUUAAGUAUUAAACCUUAACGUGAAAAUUCUUUGUUAUGAUCACAUAGUGUACUAUGAAUAAGUAGUAGGACUUUGCAUAGGUUAAUUUUUAAAUUUCGACAUAAAAUACUGAAACAUCAGACAGAAACACAGUGCUUAAACGGCCAAUAAAUGCCGAAUGCCGCGGCAUGACUAUUUUAAA